Molecule: messenger RNA, 1249 nt
Organism: Mya arenaria
Lineage: Eukaryota; Metazoa; Mollusca; Bivalvia; Myida; Myidae
Product: zinc finger protein 69 homolog B-like
Exons: 5
Coding region: 1-1116 (371 amino acids)
Cellular component (GO): nucleus
Source: RefSeq, a predicted model, not a curated record
AUGGCCAACCUGGGGCCGCAGUCAACUGGUGGCCAACCUGGGGCCGCAGUCAACUGGUGGCCAACCUGGGCCCGCAGUCAACUGGUGGCCAACCUGGGGCCGCAGGCAACUGAUGGCCAACCUGGGCCCGCAGUCAACUGGUGGCCAACCUGGGGCCGCAGUCAACUGGUGGCCAGCCUGGGCCCGGUUUCAAUAAAGAUCUGUGUGGUUUCUGUGAUUGCGCGGCCGCUGGACCGGAACAGGAAACCGCGCCUCGCAAGACGGGGCGGCAGUCCACUGCCUUAUGUCGCCGGCAAUAAAGCAAAAUCUUUCUGUGAUGUAUAUGGAAUGGACUCGUUCAAUUCUACGUUACAAGUAAACACUGAAGGCAAUGCAGGUGAACUAGAACUGAACAAUAAUAGUUUAAAAUUUGAUUGUAACAAAUACAGUUCUUCGCCAUACUCAAAUCUGUCGUCUCCUGGCAAUGGUGUUUCUAAGACAAACCAUUUCUUCCCAACAUUUUUAAAACCUGACAUUUCAAUAACUGACGGCACCAAACAGUCCUUCUUUCAACAACGUAUUGCACCUACUUUGGAUAUUCCAACAUCACCCUUGUGUUUAGCAAGAAACAAUGACAAACCGGCAUUAUCUCCCCUCGAGCACCUACAUUUUCCAUCGUUGCCUAGCGACCAUAGCCCGAUCUUGCCCCAGCCCGAUACCCCACCCAGUACAACUGCAAUGUUCCUGCGCGGAUUCUACGGCGGGAGAUCCUUAUAUUACAACACCGCCAAAGUGUUCCGAUGCCAUGAGUGCGGGAAAACGUUCAAGCGUUCGUCGACGUUGAACACGCACCUGCUGAUCCACAGUGACACGCGGCCGUACCCGUGCUCGUACUGUGGGAAACGGUUCCACCAGAAGUCGGACAUGAAGAAACACACAUACAUCCAUACAGGUGAGAAGCCACAUCGGUGUCAAGUGUGCGACAAACGUUUCUCGCAGUCAUCUAACCUGAUCACGCACAGCCGGAAGCAUACCGGGUAUACACCCUUCCGGUGUGAUAUGUGUAGCCGGACGUUUCAGCGGAAGUUAGAGUUGAGAAAACAUAAGGAGACCGGGAAGUGCGUAGCUACGCUAUGAAAUUACGACGUUUGAAAGUUAAGGCAUUUCGUGUACACGUGUUUAAACAUACAAUGGGGCAUUGUUAUCAUUAAAGUUAUGAAGUGCAUUCAUCUUCUUGAAAUCAUUGAGAAGGUCAUUGCAAAUAUGCUGA